CCACCGUCACGUGACCCGCUUCGCACAAAAACAAAGCCGUCAGCCUGUCACCUCGAUACACAGAGACUUUGGUGUAAUUUCUAUAAUGGCGCAGGCGGGUGUGUUUUUGGAACAUGACCAGUUUAACUGCUCGAUCUGUCUGGAUGUGUUGAAGGAUCCGGUCACGGUUCCGUGCGGUCACAGCUACUGUAAGGCCUGCAUUAAAGGCUACUGGGACCAGGAUGAUUAUUUGGGGGUUUAUGGCUGCCCUCAGUGCAGGCAGAGCUUCACUCCCAGGCCUGUACUGGGCAGGAACACGAUGUUGGCCGACGUGGUGGAGAAACUGAAAAAGACGGCGAUUAAUUCUUCUUCUUCUUCUCCGGUUAAAUCCGAGCCCACCCAAGCCGAGCCCGGGGACGUGCACUGCGACGUGUGCACAGGAAGCAGAAACCGAGCCGUUAGGUCGUGUCUGGUCUGUCUGGCGUCUUACUGCGAGGAUCACGUGAAGCCGCACUACGAGUCCACCGCUUUCCAGAAGCACAAACUCACAGCACCGACCUCCAGCCUGCAGGAAAGCCUGUGUGUACGCCAUGACAGGCUGCUGGAGGUUUUCUGUAGGACAGAGCAGCGGUGCAUCUGCUACCUGUGUUUAACUGACGAGCACAAGGGCCAUGAUACGGUGCUGGCCUCCACAGAGAUGAGCGACAAAAAGGACGCUCUGGCGGAAACACAGAGGAAGUCCCGGCAGAGAAUCGAGGAGCGAGAGAAGGAGUUGCAGGAGCUGAGACGAGCCACACAGUCUCUCACUCUCUCAGCACAGGCGGCUCUAGAGGAGAGCGAGCGGAUCUUCACGGAGCUGGUUUGCUCCAUUGAGCGGCGGCGUACGGAGGUAAAGGAGCUGAUACGCAAUCAGGAGAUAGCGGCCACGAGCCAAGCCGAGGAGCUUCUCUGCCAGCUGGAGCAGGAGAUCGCCGAGCUGAAGAAACGAGACGCUGAAUUAAGCAACCUCGCUCAAACCGACAACCAGAUCUCCUUCCUGCAGAACUACGGGUCGGUGUGUGUCCAGCCCGUGUGUAUGGACGUUCCCAGCAUCACAGCGGACCCUGGUUUCGGGUGUGUGAUGAGCGCGGUGUCUGAGUUCCAAGCUCUGCUCGAUGACGUGUGCCAAGGUGGAUUUGUGAAUAUUUCAGAAAAAGUCGGUGAAGUCACCAUUAUUCAGAAUACCAAGCCAAAGGCUGAUGCAGAGUCGAAUACAGAUCUUCAGACACCUUCAGUCUUUCAAGCUUUUGUUGGCCAAAACGCCUUCGGUGUCCCGGUGCCGAUGUUUAGUGGCUUCGCAAUGUCGUCACAGAUCGGCUGCAGACCGGCUCCUCGACUCAGACUUCAUCAGCGUAGGAGACGGCGGUAGCAUCGUAACUGACCACACCAACACAUCUCUCGGCUUUCAGUAUUUCAGUGUUAUUAACAAUUCUAUUCUAUAUUAAACGUUUAAAUAUUAUUCUUAUUUUAAAAAAGCCAAGUAUUAAGAAAGUGACAUAACCUUGUAUUAUAGAAAGAUGUAUAAAAUAU
This is a messenger RNA of Hemibagrus wyckioides, 1548 nucleotides long. RefSeq names its product finTRIM family, member 67 (gene ftr67). Bases 86 to 1387 code for a protein of 433 amino acids. The transcript has 7 exons. Lineage: Eukaryota; Metazoa; Chordata; Actinopteri; Siluriformes; Bagridae. Gene Ontology annotation, molecular function: zinc ion binding. The record is from RefSeq and is a predicted model, not a curated record.